UAUUAGAGUUUUUUACUUUUUAUAAAAAAAAAUAUAAAAAUGUUCGCCUGUGGCUGUAAAAAGUGGUUUAAAUCUAAAAGAACUAAAUUUGAUGAUAAAGAACUUGAACAGAUUUGGCCGCCGUAUGGUUCAGAAAUUAUGCUCACCGAAGCCAGCAAGCGAUUACUGCAAAAAUCGGCAUAUGUGCAAAAACCUGAUAUAAGUGAUAUUGAUGUAGAGGGUUUCAUAGAGCAAUCUUUGCGAUUUCCAAUCAAGUUUGGCCGCGAUACAUGUCGAGUAAUGAGUCAACCAAAGGAACGUUAUCAUGAAAUUGCAAAACAAAUUGCUUCUGCUUAUCCGAUAAUACACGAACGUGUUGUUGGUUUAUAUUUGGCAUUCUUGGAGCAUAAAUGCAAAUAUGGUAAUGGACUGGAACACGCAAUUUAUGCAGAUAUGACUAUUACAGGCCUAGUACAACGUUUACUUGAAAAACGUUGUGUGGCCUUCGUAGGUCCACUCGAUGACUAUCUGCUAUUGAAGGGUAGAAAAACGUUGGCAAAUUUUUUCGAUGUGGGCGCCAUUGAUGAAAAACCACCAUUGUUAUUAAAAGACGUUUUAAGUUAUGAUGAGAUAAAGCUUUCCGCUUUUCUUUCAGUAUCUUCACACACCGAAUUUUUAAAUAAUGGUAGACGUUUCAAUUGUGGCAUCAUUGAAGAAGACAAAUCAAAAAUAGAAAUUGAAGGUGUUAUAAUAGGUAUAAUCGGCGGCCGUUUCGAGGCAGAAGAUGUAAUGGAGUGGCAGGAUAUAAUGAUAACACCAAUGCAAAAUACGAAAGAACGUGGCUAUGGUCACAAAGCGAAACCAGCAAAGAAGACAAAGAAUCCAAAGGUCGACUACCGACAAUUAUGGAUACGUUUUUAUGAAGAACAAGAUUUGCUGUAUGAUAAGGUAGAAUUUAUAAAUUCACCACGAUUUUUUAAAGAUGAAAAAACACGCUAUAUUUUUGACAAUCUGUUGAUGAAAAAACGUUAUGCCAUAACAUUUGAUACACUACUGCUAGAGGCUGAUGCGCGUGGUAAAGCUACUGACAAACAAGUGUACCUACAUGUGGUUGGUAUUGGGUUGGGCGCCUGGCGUGCCGUACAACAUCAAGACAAAAUAUUUUUGAAAACGUUUAAGGAACGCAUUCAAACGCUUCUAUUAUGUCUAACACAUAUUUCGGUAGUACACUUCUCAAAUUUCCGACCAUCCGCUGCAAAAGACUUUAUAACGGAUGGUGAUAAGAUUGUCUCGAAAGAUCACCCUAACGGCGGUAUAGAAACAUUGGUGCAAGAUCGUUAUCCAGCACAGAAAUUACCGUCAGAAUAUGAAAAACUGUUAAUUGUUGAAUCGUAUGCCUGGGAUGCCAAUGCAUUGCCAGGAAAUGAAUUUUGGAAGGGCGCUCUCACGAGCUCCGGUGAUCCUGCUGCUGCUUGCAGCACGCUAAUUGCUGAACUACAUAAUCCUCAUAUUAAUAGAAAAAUGGUGAAUGGCGAAAAUUUGCAUGUGGCCACGGAACGCUACGGUGUCUUACACAUAUCUGAAUACGCCAAACAAAUUUUAGGUUAGAUUAAAGCACACACUAAUAAGAAAUGUAUUACUUUAUUUUUCAUUACCUUAAAUUAUUAAAUAACAUAAGCGGCAUACGCUUUAUAUUUAUACACUGAAA
Molecule: messenger RNA, 1687 nt
Organism: Bactrocera dorsalis (oriental fruit fly)
Lineage: Eukaryota; Metazoa; Arthropoda; Insecta; Diptera; Tephritidae
Exons: 6
Coding region: 40-1587 (515 amino acids)
Source: RefSeq, a predicted model, not a curated record